Molecule: messenger RNA, 2084 nt
Organism: Cryptotermes secundus
Lineage: Eukaryota; Metazoa; Arthropoda; Insecta; Blattodea; Kalotermitidae
Product: lipase member H
Exons: 6
Coding region: 472-1614 (380 amino acids)
Biological process (GO): lipid metabolic process
Molecular function (GO): lipase activity; carboxylic ester hydrolase activity
Source: RefSeq, a predicted model, not a curated record
UGAACUUGGGUUUAAGCGGAGCAGAGCUCCCUACCGAAGAGCCGCCCACAGUGAACCAGUUCAAGCUCUACACGAGGUCAGCGGAUCUUUGUGUCAACGAGUCUAAGUGGACGGUGGAGAGAGACGUAGUGAAGACAGACUUACAGACACAAACUUCUACAUCACAUUUAGUUCUUGAGAAACGCCAGUAUUCGGGAAAAGAAAACAAGAACUUUUGGGAAGAACUGUUCGCCUACUUCUCUUUGUUACACGGACCCCAUAGAAAUUGACGCCUCCAGCAAUUCAUCAUUACCGCUGGAACGUGUUUAACGCACGACAGGGGAAUACACAUACACACACACACACACACACAGACAGCACUGUGAACUCACCACUCUACUAUCACUUUUUCAAAUGAGAAAAUUAUACUAAAAAUUAUCCAUAUCAUGUUGCUGCCUUGUCACAACGGGAUGGCGCGUCCUCAGGUUGCGGAUGGAUGAGACGCCCUCCAGGGCACACCCAGAUUCUUCCGUGCACUUGGCAGAAGACGCGUCCAACCUCACAGUGACAGAUUUCAACACCAGCAGCAGCACCGUCGUGAUCAUACACGGAUACACGGAGAGCCACUCCAGCAACACGGUGCAAGCCAUCCGUGAUGCCUACCUGCACGCGUCCGACUUGAACGUGGUGGUGAUCAACUGGUGGUCACUGGCCCGCGGCCCGAGGUACGAAGUAGCGGCAAGGAACACGAAGGAAGUGGGGCGCAGUCUGGCCAACUUUCUAGACAACCUGAUACGGGAAACACAAGGGGCGGCACGGCGAGACCUACACAUCGUGGGGUUCAGCCUGGGGGCGCAAGUAGCAGGCAUCGCAGCAGGACAGCUGACGACAGGAAAGCUUCUGCGAAUUACAGCUCUGGAUCCAGCGAAACCCAUCUUCGAGAUCAGGGACGACGCUGAGCGACUCGACGCUAGUGACGCAGAGUUCGUGCAGGUGAUCCACACUGCCAGUGGCUUCCUGUCUUUCCUGGAGCCCGUAGGCCACGCCGACUUCUACCCCAACGGUGGCAGGGCCCCCCAGCCGCCCUGCCCUGGAGGAGAAGCCCUUGUGUGCAGUCAUCACAUGGCCUGUACUUACUUCGCCGAGUCUGUGUACCGUCCGCUCUCUUUUCCAGCCACCCUUUGUGAUUCAUGGAACAACUUCCAGCGCGGAGAAUGUGAUGGGAACCCCCCGAUUUUCAUGGGGGCCUUCACACCCCUCAGUGCGAGAGGAAAGUUUUACCUGAAGACCAAUUCUGAGGCUCCCUAUGGUCAAGGCAAGAGCACCAAAACUGCCGAAGUGACCACUGCACCCUCCUCAAACUGUAGCCAAAGUAACAUGGUGGAUUUAAAUGGCGGUAAAUCACUGUGCAGACCAUGGACCGCUGAAGCAACAGAGUCACCAAGCGUUGAAGCUCAGAAUGACACGCAGGUGCAUGUGACCGCCUCAACAAGUUUCGAUGAAAAUGCGACCAUCACGGCUGUCGUUGUCAUAUGUUUCGUCCUUUUAUCAGUUUUAUUCAUUCUCUUCUUUCUUGUGCGACAUUCAGAAGUUGUGAUAAACUUCUGCCGGAGAACAAAUGUAAUUAACCUUUAAGUGCCGAAGUGCCCCGUUUGUGCCAGUGAUGAGUAUGGUCGUCGUGGCCAAAGUAGCCCGAUUUGGCCAGCCGGACAUUUAAACUCCUCUAUUGGAAGCGCGCGCAGCCUCCGCAAAUGCACAAUCCUAUAAUGUUUUUUGAAUAGAUUAAAAUUCAAUAUACAUACAUUUUUAUUUCGUUAUCUGCUCGACGUAUAUACAGGCUUCAACCCCCGCGUCAUGUAACUGAAUCUCGCGUUUGCAACAUUCCUUGAAGCACCCGAGAGAGCAGAGUCCCACGUUGCACUGCCUCUUAGUCACGAGUUGGUGUUGAAGUGUCCAAUAAAUCCGAUUGCCAAUUCAAACCCCGUUUAUAGACACUCAAUCACGUGAUAAUAUAUAUAUAUAUAUAUCGGACCGUAUAUGGGUUAUGCAUGACUUAUAAAACGGGGUUUCGGAUUGGAUGAUUGGAUUUAAUGACACUUAUAUUU